Spea bombifrons (plains spadefoot toad) is the source of this 895-nucleotide messenger RNA. Its product is annotated as ER membrane protein complex subunit 3-like. Gene Ontology annotation, biological process: protein folding in endoplasmic reticulum. Gene Ontology annotation, cellular component: membrane; EMC complex. The coding region runs from base 42 to 800 and encodes 252 amino acids. The record is from RefSeq and is a predicted model, not a curated record. Lineage: Eukaryota; Metazoa; Chordata; Amphibia; Anura; Pelobatidae. The transcript has 8 exons.
CCGGGCGGAAGCAGGAGCCGGAAGUGUGAGCACACGGCAAGAUGGCGAGCCCCGAGCUGCUGCUCGACUCCAGUAUCCGGUUGUGGGUCGUGCUGCCCAUCGUGGUUAUCACGUUCCUGAGCGGCCUCCUUCGCCACCAUGUCACCCGCCUGCUGCAGGCCGACAAGAAGACCGAGCUGGAGGCCCUGAGCGACAGUCAGGUGCUGCUCAGGAGCCGUAUACUCCGGGAGAAUUGCAAAUACAUCCCCCGACAGUCUUUCCUGAUGAGGAGGAAUUACUUCAACGACGCAGAGAAUGGAUUCUUCAAGAAGACGAAGAGAAAAGUGACCCCGAAGAACCCGAUUACCGAUCCCACCAUGAUGACGGAAAUGAUGAAGGGGAACCUCACCAACGUCCUUCCCAUGAUCCUCAUAGGAGGUUGGAUCAACUGGGCAUUCUCCGGCUUCCUUACAACGAAGGUGCCGUUCCCCUUAACCCUGCGAUUUAAGCCCAUGUUGCAGCGCGGCAUUGAGCUGGUAUCGCUGGACGCCUCAUGGGUGAGCUCGGCCUCGUGGUAUUUCCUCAACGUGUUCGGUCUCCGCAGCAUGUACACGCUGCUCCUGGGGCAGGACAACGCCGCCGACCAGAGCCGCAUCAUGCAGGACCAGAUGACGGGGGCCGCGAUGGCCGCACCGCCCGAUCCCAACAAAGCCUUCAAGGCUGAAUGGGAAGCCAUGGAGAUCACGGAACAUCACUGGGCGCUGGAGAACGUUGAGGAGGACCUGACUUCCCACGACCUGAACCUCGAGAGCGAUCAUUGAGCCGCGGCAGACGUGGCGGGUGCCGGCCGGGAAACACGCGGAGAUUUUCAGACAUGUUCUAUUUUCGUACGGAUGCAAUAAAGUUCUUUACUAAA